CUAUACCAACUUUCCGAAUGAGGCACAAUAUAGAAGUUGGUAUCGGCUCACUUUGAUGAGCAGUCCGCACCACAAAUCUCAUGGUCAUAAUCAAUGCUCGAUUUGCAUAUCCCUACACCAAGUUAGCAUCCUUCCGCAGAGUUCCCAAAGGGUUGUGGAUGCCUCCUGGGCGGUCUUAUCACAUGGCUUCGUCAUUCCAGAAAUCCGGCAAAGGGGUUUCGCUGCGCGAGCUUUCCAAGUCCAAUGUCUUCACAUCCAAGCUUCCUGCCGACCCUGCGUUUGAAACACCGGAAAUAUCGCAUCGAGCUCCUCGCGAGGCUCUGGGGCCGCGCUUAGUAAGGGGUGCGCUUUACACGUUUGUGAGGCCCGAGCCAGCAGAGAAGUAUGAGAUUCUGGGGGUAAGCCCGAAAGCCUUGGACGAUCUUGGACUCGCAUCUAGUGAAACUAUUACACAAGAAUUCCGUGCCCUGGUUUCUGGAAAUGAAUUUCCGUGGGACCAAUCUACGGGUGGAAUAUAUCCUUGGGCACAAUGCUAUGGAGGGUGGCAAUUUGGCUCAUGGGCUGGUCAACUAGGAGACGGGCGCGCCAUAAGCCUCUUUGAGAGCACUAAUCCAUACACGAACAUUCGUUAUGAGCUGCAGUUGAAAGGAGCUGGACGGACGCCCUACUCACGCUUUGCUGAUGGCAAAGCUGUGCUCCGGUCGAGCAUCCGAGAAUACAUUGUCUCUGAAGCUCUUUCGGCACUCGGUAUUCCAACGACCCGGGCCUUAGCCAUUACUUUAUUGCCGCGAUCGAAAGUAUUGCGAGAGCGCAUUGAACCGGGAGCCGUUGUUACUCGAUUUGCAGAAUCUUGGCUCCGUAUUGGCACUUUUGAUCUAUUGCGUGCACGUGGAGACCGCGACCUGAUCCGAAAGUUGGCGACAUAUGUCGCCGAAGAAGUUUUCCAUGGAUGGGAGACUCUCCCUUCUGUUGUGUACUCAAACAAUAGUCAACCCUCGCCUGCCAUGGAUAACCCAUCCGAGUAUACUCCAAGAAGCGAAGUGGAGGAGAAUCAAGGUUUGGAAGAAAACAGGUUCACGAGGCUUUAUCGAGAGAUUGCACGCCGCAACGCCAAGACUGUUGCUGCCUGGCAAGCCUAUGGUUUCAUGAAUGGUGUUCUGAAUACGGACAACACCUCGAUUUGCGGCUUGUCGAUGGAUUUCGGCCCUUUUGCAUUUAUGGAUAACUUUGAUCCCCAGUACACGCCCAAUCACGAUGACCACCUACUGAGGUAUUCUUACAAGAACCAGCCUAGUAUCAUCUGGUGGAAUCUGGUCAGACUGGGUGAAUCCCUCGGGGAACUCAUUGGGGCAGGAGACCAAGUGGAUCAUGAAGAAUUUGUGAAAAAAGGGCUGACUGAAAGCUCCGCACCGGCCGUAGUCGAACGUGCAGAAAAAAUAAUUGAACAAACAGGCAAGGAAUUCAAGGCUGUAUUUCUGAGUGAAUACAAGCAACUCAUGAGAAGGAGGUUAGGCCUUCAAACGGAUAGAGAGACAGACUUCCAGGAUUUGUUUUCUGAAAUGCUUGACAUGAUGGAAGCAUUGGAGCUGGAUUUCAACCAUUUUUUCAGGAGACUUUCAAACAUCCCACUUUCAGAUAUCGAGACAUCGGCCCAAAGAACGGAAAUGGCAUCGAUCUUUUUCCAUAAUGAGGGAUUUGACAAUGCCAGCUUGACAGAAGCAGCAGCUAGAGAACGCAUUGCGCACUGGCUUGAGAUAUGGAGAACUCGCGUCUUGGAAGACUGGGACACGGACAAUGAUACGGCGAGGCAAACGUCAAUGAAAUUGGUAAAUCCAAGCUUCCUACCACGUGGCUGGAUACUUGACGAGGUCAUUGACCGCGUGGAGCGCAAGGGGGACCGAGAUGUCCUCGGGCGAGUGAUGCAAAUGGCACUGAAGCCUUUCGCCGAAGAUUGGGGUCUAGAUGAACAGGAGGAACGGCGGUUCUGCGGCGAUGUUCCGAAAUUCAAAAGAGCGAUGAUGUGCAGUUGUAGCUCAUGAAAAGAAUUUUUGGUCCCCUGCGGAUAUUCGAUAUUCUAUCUUUACAAUGGUAGCCUUGCUUAGAUAUGUUAUUGGUGCCCUGCUCGUUCAGUUUCAUUCGAGCAUAACAUACUGCCUCAAAGCGAGAGCCUGCACUGCCUUCUAGAGAGCAGUAAACUACGCAAUGAUGGAAACAAUUCGAUAAUGACACUAUGAAGGGUGCCCCUCGAAUUGCUCUGU
Messenger RNA from Aspergillus uvarum CBS 121591, 2258 nucleotides. Its product is annotated as YdiU domain protein. NCBI's taxonomy places the organism in Eukaryota, Fungi, Ascomycota, Eurotiomycetes, Eurotiales, Aspergillaceae. Bases 81 to 2039 code for a protein of 652 amino acids. The record is from RefSeq and is a predicted model, not a curated record. The transcript has 6 exons.